AUGAAUGGCUUGGAGCGAUGGUAUUUUUAUCAUUCACCAGAUGAUAUUCGGAUCGAUGUGCUCAUUGAAGAUCUGCGUGAGUUCUGCAAUGUUGAUGUGGCUGAUAUAGAUGGUGAAGAAGGAAUUUGGCUUAUAGAUAAUUCUGAGGACGAAUUACGUGUAUUUUUGAGUGAUACAGUAUGUUGUACUAAUAGUCAACAGGAUAAUCGGAUUACAAAGACAUUAAGCAAACACCAGGUGUACCUGGUGCCCUUACAGCUUGACAAUGAGACUGUAUACCAGUUUUUAACAGAAAUUACAUCCAAUAUGGACGUUGUGAAAAUCGAUUAUAUGACUAGGGACACCAAGUUAUUGAAUCAAUUUCAAAUCCAAGUGAACGUCAGCGAUUUCCCCGCUGGUUUGCAUCUUUUACCUAAAUUAUUAAGCGAUAGGUUAGGGAUCUCGAAAGAGUUCCCAAUAAAAACAGUACAUAUUGUCCAGCAGAGAGUGACACUGCGAUCGACAUAUAUCGAGCAACCAGACUCAUCAAAUGCCAAUGGUGUUCUAUUAGAAUAUUUGUUAGGAUGUAAGAACCUCAUAGUUUAA
Molecule: messenger RNA, 585 nt
Organism: Kluyveromyces lactis
Lineage: Eukaryota; Fungi; Ascomycota; Saccharomycetes; Saccharomycetales; Saccharomycetaceae
Exons: 1
Coding region: 1-585 (194 amino acids)
Source: RefSeq, a predicted model, not a curated record